UCAUUCCAACUGACGAUCUCUCACAGGCUCUAUCAACAUGUCACCACUCGGCAGUUCCCGUCUGAUGGUCAAAUGUUGGCUAACAUUAGCCGUGUGCGUCGCUGCAUUCUGGUGCCAUCCGGUGCCUGACAGUAGCAACACAGGUGCCUCGCAUCCGUCCUUGAAAGUGGAACAACUGGGACAAUCGAACGAGUUUGCCGACAGCGACUAUCCCGAUAUGAUGACCGAUUUCCUCCGCUUGAGCACAGCAAUGCCGACCGUGGCGGCAUCUACCAAGAGUUUCUUAGUCAACACACCAUCGACUUCGACUCUACCGCCAUCGACGACAACCAAGACUACUACGAGGCCUUCCACCGCCAACCAUGAACCCGCAACUGCUGGUGUGGCUACAGCCAAGUACAUCCCGACCGUGACAACGACAACUACUGGCAAACCUACCACAGCUAUUAACACGACUCCCGCAAUAAUCGUAGAGACAACAACGAUCCUUCCUCGAGUCCAAAAAGAGCAAACGUCGGUUACUCCGCUGGUUUCUGCUGAAAAAUUGCAAGCCGUAAAGAAACCGGCCGGGUUAAACGAGAUUGAACCAUUGCAAAAGACGGACACGCAAACAAAGCCUACGGCUGUUGUCGCUCAAACGACGGCCAAUCCCAGCUCGUCUGCGGUGCAACAAAAACAGAUUCCUAGCCCGGCCGCUACUCAAGCGCAACAGACCGCCACCACUCAAUCCGCCAUCACUACAGCCCCUUUUAAUGAGCAGUGGCAGCCGAGCUUUACAGGAUUAGGCCAGCAGCAAGCACCAUCAGCUAUCCCACCGGCCGCGGUAUUUAAUCAGCCACAACAGCAGCAGAUGGCGGUUGGCGGUGCCACUGCAAUCCAGCAACCAACUAAUCAGGUGCAAACAGCCGCUAGCUAUGGGCCACGCCAGCAAAUCCAGGUACCGAAUUUCACCCCAAUGGCAGUGGCCAAUAUGCAACAACAUCAACCCGUGAUGCAAAAUCCAAUCAUGGUCCAGCAAAUGAUGCGCAAUCCUGCCUUCCAACAGCAACAGUUCCAGAUGAUGUAUCAAAAUCGGGUUCCGGUUACAACUCAGACUUCGACAAAUGCCAAACAAAAAAUUAAACCGGCGUCCACCAUCUUAACUCCUCUUGCUAAUCCGUUGAUUGGCAACAAUAGGCGGCCCGUGUAUUUCGUUGGAGGUAAUGGCGCUCCCGCUAAUUUGCUCCCGCUUUCUGCUUGGCCACAGUUGGUGUCCAACGGCGUUCAAACAUCUCCGUCAGUAGCGACCGCAUCGGUCUAGUUCCAAUACCGUCCUGCGUCGUGUAAAAAAAAAAAAAACUAAAAACGAACAAACUUUUUAA
Messenger RNA from Daphnia carinata, 1361 nucleotides. Its product is annotated as mucin-2-like. Lineage: Eukaryota; Metazoa; Arthropoda; Branchiopoda; Diplostraca; Daphniidae. The coding region runs from base 38 to 1300 and encodes 420 amino acids. The record is from RefSeq and is a predicted model, not a curated record. The transcript is spliced from 2 exons.